AUGGGCAAAGCAAAGCCGCAGAAAGAGGGCAAGCCUCAGUGGAGACCCAAACGUCCGGCGGCGGCAGUAGCUGCAAUGCCGAAGGCACCGAAGUAUUCAGACUCUUUCAUCCCUCCCGGAUGUGACGACGGCGAGGAGUACGAGGACUCGACGCGCUACGAAGAUGCGAUGACUCGAGGUCACUGGGUUCCUCCGCGCUUGAAGGGCCGCAAUGAGUCACUCAUCGAGGCCGUGAACGAUUGGCACUUUGCCAUGCUGAAUGAUUCUCAUCGAAAUCAGUUCUACUGGGAUGCCCUGGCUGCCGUCGUCCAGGGCAAGCGCGUGAUCGACAUAGGCUCUGGUAGCGGACUCCUCUCUCUGAUGGCGGCGAAGUUGGGCGCAAGUUCCGUGGUCGCUGUGGAGGCUUCACAAGAUAUGGCAGAGCUUGCUAGGCUGAAUGCCGAGCGCAACGGCCAGGAGCCGGAUAAGGGUAACACGGUUGUCAGGGCAAUGGAAUCGAUGCUAAUGUUUAAUUUUCGCAUCUUUGACGCUGGAGUCCUGCAAGAAAGGCUCGCGCCCAAGUUCUUCAGCACUGGGGACAACUGGAGGGCUUUUCUCAAAGAAGAAGGCUAUGCUGUGCUGAGUGAUAUUCUACCAGGCGACGCUGUAGCAGAGGCUCUGAAGAUGCUUUCUCCGGAGCUCCGGAGCUUGGACGAGGUUCGUGAGCAUCAUUUGCCCCGAUCUGCUGCUGCCAACGACCUGCGCUCCAGCGCUGGGCUUUGCCACGGCAACUUUGCUUGGUUCCUGCGCUGCCGCCCGGAGGUCACGCGGCUUUUCGAAGCCAUGUUCGAUCUACCGGAAGGCGCUCCACUCAUCGGCUCCGUGGACGUCGUGGCAUUGGCCCCUCCCGGGAGCAGCAAAACGGCUGGCAAGCAGUGGUUGCACCUGGACUAUACACCGCCGCAGGGCACCAUCUGGCAGGCGUGCUUGCAGCUCUUCCCUCGUACGGAGAAGCUCGGAUCGAGGUGGGAACGCAUAGCGCUGAUGAUUUGCAAGGCACCUGCUGCAUGGGCCGCACCUAGCGUGCCGCGGAUGCUGCUGGCGGCUUGUGUUACUGGGUCCGCUUCUCGAGCGACGGCUGGCGUCACUCUCGGGAAGCUGCACCGGGAGGCGAAGGAGGCACUAGCCGUGAGGCUGCUACCAGAGCUGACCGUUGCACCUCAGGCUUCAGUGCAGGCGGCCAGCCAUGCGCAGUCGGAUGUCGACCGCCUCCGUCUUCUCACGGCGCAGGAGGCGGCUCGCCGCUACCCUGCGGAACGGUUGCGGGCACUUUUGCCGCCUUGUCGCGCGCAUUAUGUGUCGCCGGAGUGCGUCUUCUCGAAAGUCGCUCGUAACCCUGCGAAACAGAGGGCAGCACGGCCGAGGGCGUCGGCGCUAGCAUCGGCCCGUGUUGCAGUGCGGCCUCCUCCUACAGGACGCUUCAUGAGCCUCCUGAG
Messenger RNA from Symbiodinium necroappetens, 1475 nucleotides. The record is from the annotation of a GenBank genome assembly. NCBI's taxonomy places the organism in Eukaryota, Dinophyceae, Suessiales, Symbiodiniaceae.